CAUAACAAAAUAAUGUGGAAUCUUGUGGAAUCGAAGUGGAAUCGUGAAUGAAUGUUUACAAUUAUGUAAAAUGAAGAAUGAUUGAAUUAAAUUCAAUAAGUGUACAAAUUUUUAUCUGUUCAUGAUAAAGAAUUAAUUAAAAUUCAUAAAUUAUUUCUAAAGUAAAAGUGGGAAUAUGCCAUCUUAUGAAGAUAAGGUUAUUCUAGCACCUAUGGUAAGGAUUGGGACGUUGCCCAUGAGAAUUCUAUCACUUCGUUAUGGUGCUGAUAUUGUAUAUUCAGAAGAGUUAAUUGACUGGAAAUUUUUACGCUCUAAACGCAGGUAUAAUGAUAUCCUCCAAACAAUAGAUUUUGUUGACCAAACUGAUGGAACUAUAGUUUUUCGUACGUGUAAAGAGGAAAAAGAUAAAGUUGUUUUGCAGCUAGGUACUUGUAGUGCUGAAAGAGCUUUAAAAGUUGCCAAAUUGGUCGAACAGGAUGUGGCAGCUAUCGACAUUAAUAUGGGAUGUCCAAAAGAAUUUUCAAUCAAAGGCGGUAUGGGCGUAGCCUUAUUGCAAGAUCCCAAUAAAGCUUGUGCCAUAUUAAAGACUUUGGUAGAUAAUUUAUCGAUACCAGUUACUUGCAAGAUAAGAAUAUUUGAAACUCCAGAGAAGACAUUAGACGUAGUCAAAAAGUUUGAAAGUACAGGGAUAAAAGCCAUUGCUAUUCAUGGUAGAACUCGAGAUGAAAGACCUCAGCAUGCCGUGCAUGUAGACAUUAUACGUUAUGUAGCAGAGAGGAUAUCAAUACCAGUUAUAGCCAAUGGAGGAUCAAAAGAAAUAGAAAAGUAUAAUGAUAUAUUGAAAUUUAAAGAAAUGACUGGCUGUAGCAGUGUAAUGCUUGCUAGAGCAGCUGAAUGGAACUGCUCUAUAUUCAGAAAAGAUGGCUUAUUACCUAUGGAUACUGUGAUAACUGACUACCUCAAACUUUGUGUUGAUUAUGAUAAUUCUCCAUCUAAUACAAAGUAUUGUGUUCAGAAUAUUUUAAGAGAAUUACAAGAAACUCCAAGAGGGAGAAAAUUUUUAGAAUGUCAAACCUUAGAACAAAUAUGUGCUAUAUGGGAUUUGGACAAAUAUUGUCAAGAGAAACAAAGUCAAUAUCAAAAAAUGGGCAUUCAAGGAAGAUGGCAAGUGCAUCCAGAUGAAUUAGAACCUCCUCAUAAAAAGGCUAAAACAGAAGACAUUGAUUUAGAUAAUGUUAUCAAAAUGAAGGUAUGCUUUAUACGAGCUAACUUCAAUGACCUCAAUUUACCUAAGUCUCAGUUACAUGCCUGGGCUGGGAAAAAAGGUAUUAAAUUACCGCAUUAUCAGACUCAUCAAGUAGAAAAAUUAUUUUGCUGCAUACUUACGUUUAAUGAUAAAAAAUAUACAUCAACAUUUUGGGAGAAGAACAAGAAAUUCGCUGAACAGGGAGCUGCAUUGGUAGCCUUAUUCCAUCUAGGCGUGAUAAAAGAAGAAGAUUUAAUUAAACUUGGAAGUAUAAUAAAAUAGUAGUUGAAGAAA
Messenger RNA from Melitaea cinxia (Glanville fritillary), 1540 nucleotides. It is a transcript of the gene Dus2, whose product is annotated as tRNA-dihydrouridine(20) synthase [NAD(P)+]-like. The coding region runs from base 176 to 1528 and encodes 450 amino acids. Gene Ontology annotation, molecular function: tRNA dihydrouridine synthase activity; tRNA binding. The record is from RefSeq and is a predicted model, not a curated record. Lineage: Eukaryota; Metazoa; Arthropoda; Insecta; Lepidoptera; Nymphalidae. The transcript is spliced from 6 exons. Gene Ontology annotation, biological process: tRNA dihydrouridine synthesis. Gene Ontology annotation, cellular component: cytoplasm.